Tigriopus californicus is the source of this 4721-nucleotide messenger RNA. RefSeq lists its product as uncharacterized. Gene Ontology annotation, molecular function: RNA polymerase II cis-regulatory region sequence-specific DNA binding; DNA-binding transcription factor activity. The record is from RefSeq and is a predicted model, not a curated record. The transcript has a single exon. Gene Ontology annotation, biological process: regulation of transcription by RNA polymerase II. The coding region runs from base 474 to 4247 and encodes 1257 amino acids. Lineage: Eukaryota; Metazoa; Arthropoda; Copepoda; Harpacticoida; Harpacticidae.
UUGGUGGGGUGGCCUAUCCUGGUGUUGGUGGGCUGACUGGCCCAGGGUUUCGAGGCCGACCCAGUCAGAAGUCGCAGGCUCGGCUCGCAGACUGCGGCAACUGGCUGGACCCCAGAAGACAAGGAGAUUAAAGGGGAGAUCGAGGAGGAGAGGAGGAGGACCACGAUCCAACCCAUUCAUCUCGCUCACGGACCUGGACACGCCGCAGCCGCGGUCUUCGUAAGCGCCCCGGCCCGCCCACUCAUCUACGUCCUUCGCCGAUCCGGAGUGUGGCCUUCAGUCUAGAGCGAUGCGGCUCAGGCGGGCUCAUCCUUGACGCUCUAGCCGCUGAGCCGUCCGCUCGGGCGUGUCUGGCAUCCACCCCCACCCUAGGUCCGCACUGGUUUGAACCCCUCGCCCCAAGCAGGCGGGCGCUAUGAACCCGCUAUGAACCGCCAGCUUGUCGUUAGGAGCGUUUAAGAUAUUAUUGGGUCAUGAUGGCUGAUGCUUUGGCGUUGGGCGCCGCCCCCACGCCCACUUUGUGCCCCGUGUGCCAGCGAAGAGUGGCCCCGCCCCUUUCGCACCAUUUAGCCACUCACUCCAAAGAAGAAGUGGUGUCAGCUUUGUUGAAUAGUAGUCUGGUGUCGACCCACUCACCCACCGUCCCUUUAGCCCCACCUCCGGCCCACGCCUCCAACUCGGGAUUAACCGCCCAGCGUCUGGCUCCGUCCACGGUGGCCUCACACACUGGUGGUUUACUCGGUCCCCACACCCUGACCUCUAUGUUAGGGGCUGUGUCAGGGCCCGGGGGCCCGCUAUUACUCCCCACGCCCAAUGGUGGAAUGUCCACAGGCUUGCCGGGCGGACAGCCCAAUGGGCCUGCAUCCUUGUUCUUACCCCCGAUGAUGGGCAUGAUGCAGGUGGUCAACUCCCCGUGCCUGAUUCCCCAACCCGGCGGGCCGCCUAUUUUAGUGAAUAUGCCCAGUUACGUGUACCCUAAUAUGAUGGGAGGCAUGUUCAAUCCCUUAGGUCAGGGCUUUAUGGGGGGUAACGGGCACCCUACCUUAACGUCGGUUCCCGCCAGUAUGGCGAUCGAUCCGUUGGCCUCGCAUAUUCCUGUGUCGUCCAUGCUGGGUCCGCCUCUCUCCACUGUGGCCUCGAGCGGUGUGACUGCUUAUUCGGCGGCUCCCACUCGCCCGCCGUUGCGACCCUCCGUCUCAGUGCCAAUCGUGUCGGCCCCGAGUUCCACCCGGAGAACGCAUCACAAUCUAAAUCCCAGUUCAGCCGGCCAAGUCACCGACCCUGUUACCAUUCCGCGCUCGGUCCCGUCCCAUGUGUCACCUUCUCAGACUACGGUACGCCCAGACUCUCCAAGUCCUACCCCAUCGUUACCUGACGAGCGGGAUACUUCUCCUUCCCCGCCCCGACCAGUGUCCGCCCGGCGAUCACCCGAGCAUCGCAGUUUGUCCCCACCAUCCUUGGUAGUAGUUCCGGUCACAUCGAGCGGCUCCAAGUAUUUGUCCGCUUCCAGUCAACCGAAUCGCGUGCCCACGGUCCAAGAUACGCUAUUAUCUCGAGCAUUGAGUGAGGAUGAGGCCAAUCCUUUGCUUCCGAUUGAACCUACCACAGCAUUACCUCUCAACCGUGAAUCACGGACCCCAACCAUGAGCGGUGGUAAGCGGGCUGCCCAAGCUUCAACCAGUGAUGGCAUGUUUGGUUUUACUCAGUACGCCGUGGACAGUCCCUAUCCUGCAGCUUCGCUGAACUUUUCUUCCAUGUUGCUGGACGGGGUGCCUGUGUCUCAAAGCUCUGUCCUACGUGGCUCGUCUCCCAUGACCUCUGCAGCGUCCACAUCAUCCGUUUUGACGGCUUCACCCACACCUCAACCAAGAGAGGUGGUGGCGGGUCCGGUCAUCAAGUCUGAACUUUCCGAUUCUGGUCAAAGUAGUAGCUAUAACGUGUGUACGGUGGAGACGGUCAGUGAUUUGGCCAAUGCCCUCAAGUAUGACGAUGUCCAGAUUGUAGUGCCCAACGAGUUGCUAGAAACGAAUGAUUUCAAGUCUUUCAUAUCCACCUUGAACUCGAUCCCGGCUCACGAUUCGCCGGGAUCGUCAGGUCAUCAUUUUGAACACAUGAAGUCGGAUCCAGAUUGCGCCGCCCCUCCUAAUACGCCAAAUCAGACACGUCCUCCCUCAGUCACAUCAGCGGAAUUGAACGCAUCGGUGCCUCCGGCCUCGCCUAAACCUUGUAGUAGUAAAGAUGUGCUUGAUUCACUGGACAGAGGUGUGGAAAGCAUUCUCCCCAAUAAUCUCGAAGAAUCCGACGACGAGAUCACGCUGCAGGAUUUGGUCGCCAUGGAAACUCUGGACGAUGCAGAUGACGUGGGCGAUGAUGAUCAAUUCUUCACCUUAUCUUCAAGUACAAAUCCUUUGGAGCCUUUCAUGAACUCGAUACUACAAGUGCCAGAGGGUCUCCGUUCCUUAAACUCGUGUGAGAAGUGCGGACAAAAGUUCUCCUCUUCAUUUGAGUAUCGAGAACAUGUGGAAAGGUGUCAGGUCAAGACCAUGCCGAACAAAGGCGUGGGCAAGAAGAGUUCCAAGAGCUCAGCUAAAACCAAAGUUAGAUCCAACCCCCUUCCUCCUACUCAACUACCGCCAACGUCAUCAUCGUCAUCGUUAUCACCAACAUCGGCGUCAUCCCAUUCUAUCCCUUCCACUUCCAAGAGUUCUCAAUCUCAAUCAAUGCAAACCUCUUCUCAAGAGGAAGCCGUUGCCGAAGAUGCUCAAACUGAGAGCUUCUCGGCCUCGGAGCCCCCCGUUUCGCAGCUAGAUCCCGAUGUAGCUGAAUCGGACUCCAAAGUCGAUCUGCUUUCUUUAGCGCAAAUUAAGAUGGAAAUCAAGACUGAGGUUAAGACUGAGAUGCUCUCGGCGUCCCAGUCGGUUUUGGGUGGCACGGGCCAACACUGGAAGUGCAACGAGUGCAAAGUGGUCUUUGAGACCGGUCCUCAAUUGCUCGAGCAUCUGGAUCUCGUUCGCCGCAGUGAUCACAAGUGCAUGGUGUGUCAUCUGAUUUUUGAAGAUCGUCGCACUCAGGUGCUACACAAAAAGAAAUUUCACAGUGCUGCUCCCAGUAUUAAAACUGAACCAUUAGUCGGAACAGUCCUAGACAUCGUGCCCAAUGAAAAUGGCGAAUACAUCUGUGAAAAGUGUGACCGUGCCUUCAAAGACAAGGAUCUCAUCAUCAAGCAUCUUCAAUGCCACGAAGAAGAGAAACCUUUCGAAUGCCUCGAGUGUGGAAAGAAGUUUGGUAAACCCUCUCUGCUUCGAGAUCACCGCAAGCGACAUUUCGAGGUGGGUCAAUUCGAAUGUGGCUACUGUAAAAAGCGUUUCUACACGCCCAACAAGCUACGCGAACAUAUCAGGAUUCACACGGGCGAGGCUCCUUUGACUUGCAACGUAUGUGGGAAAGGCUUCCGUCGCCACAGCAACCUCUCCGAGCACAAACGCAUUCAUAUGGAGAACCGCCCCGUGAAACCCCCCAAAGAGUUGUUCUGUCAUUGCGGGAAAGUGUUCAAGACCCAACGGGAUUUGGACUGGCACCAAGAAGGCGAGCAUGAUCGUAAGCCGAAGAAGUGCUCCUAUUGCGGCGAGGUUUUCGUUCACGGCUCCAGCUUGACGCGUCAUAUUCGUCUUAAGCACGAGUCCAACUUCUUGCCACAGGACCGGAAAUCGUCGUUGUACGCUGAAUGCCCGCAUUGCAAUUUGACCUUCUACAAGACCAGUAUCAACAAGCAUAUCCGCAUCAAACACCAGUUACAAAAGGCCUUCCAAUGUGAAAUCUGCAAGAAAUCCUUUGUGACCAAAUGCAACUUGGAGAACCACAUGUGGCAGCACAAAGGUAUCCGAUCUCGUCCUUUUAAGUGUCACUUGUGUAAGAAGGCCUACUUGCGACAGAACCUACUGGAUGUGCACAUGAGGUCUCAUCGUGGGAUCAAGCCUUUUGUGUGCAACGAGUGUGGUCUUCAGUUUGGGAACAAAUCCAACUGGCAGCGACAUGUGUCCGAGCAUUCGGGGACGAGAAACUACGAAUGUCCUCAUUGUCAGAAGCGCUUCUCUCGAGGAUACUACCUGACAGAUCAUCUGAAAGUGCACACGGGUGAGAAACCGUACAUCUGUGGCAUAUGCGGCAAAACUGCGGCCACGCGCAGCAACUACAAUUCUCAUCUACGGACUCACAUCACGCGAGAGCCUGUGAAUUCCGAGGUCUAGAUCCCAAAGUUUUCUACUUCUUGUACGCAUUCUAUUCUCUCUUAUAUUUCCCGCCUUAUCAAAUAUUUAUCCCGUGAAAAUCGCAUCACUAACGCCUCUUUCGAUCUUACGAUUGAACUCUUGUAUCCAUGGCUUCAAACAGAUAAUGACCAUCGUUACUUCGUUGGCUUCAAUUGUGUACCCUGUCCAUGGCUUUUCCGGCUCUCUUAGAUAUUUUUGGUUGUGUGUUUAAUUGUUCCAUACACUAGAUGUUGAUGGUUUUAUCAAUAUUCGACAUCAACCAUGAUAGUACCAAUAUUUUUUGUUCUUAGUACCCAAUUACCAAGCUUGGCUAUUGUCAAAUACUAUUAUUAAGCAUCCCGAACCAUAAACUUCUUUACAUGUGAGUGAUAAAGCCUAUCUCUCUUGCAGGUUUUGUAAAUAUACAUAUGCGAUGUAACCAUCAAUAAUAGUAAUAAUAAUAAUAAUAAUAGC